AGCGCGUGGGGGUUUGGUGACGUAGAGCGCAUGUCGUCCGCAGUGCACGCGAGGCCUUCUGCCAGUGGAAGAAAGCGCUUUCAAUACGGUGAGGUCAUGUUAUCGAAUCCAGCAGCAGAAUAAGCGCUAUUAAUAAUCGAUAGAGACUUCACCACAUAAUUUCCGAAGAGCCCGAGUAUUUAAGAGGCAUUUAGGAAACAGGGAUUGUUAAUAUUUCAAUCGUAGCAGGUUUGUAAAAGUCUGCCUCGUUCGGAUGCUAGGACAUCGACUUCACCAUGAACAAAAAUAAGCGAGAAAAAGAAUUCUACAGCGUAGAUGUGGGUGAUUCGACAUUCACAGUGUUGAAGCGGUAUCAGAAUCUAAGACCCAUUGGCUCGGGUGCUCAGGGAAUAGUCUGCUCAGCGUAUGACCACAACCUUGAGCGAAAUGUGGCUAUAAAGAAACUCAGCCGGCCUUUUCAGAAUCAGACUCAUGCCAAACGCGCAUACAGAGAGCUGGUGCUCAUGAAGUGUGUCAACCAUAAAAAUAUAAUAGGGCUCUUAAAUGUUUUUACACCACAAAAAACAUUAGAAGAAUUCCAAGAUGUUUACCUAGUAAUGGAGCUGAUGGACGCCAACCUCUGCCAAGUCAUUCAGAUGGAGCUGGACCACGAGCGGCUGUCCUAUCUGCUGUACCAGAUGCUGUGUGGAAUAAAACACCUCCACUCGGCGGGAAUCAUCCACAGGGAUCUAAAACCCAGCAACAUCGUGGUAAAGUCAGACUGUACCCUGAAGAUCCUGGAUUUCGGUCUGGCUAGGACAGCAGCUACUGGUCUGCUGAUGACACCAUAUGUGGUGACACGUUACUACAGAGCCCCUGAAGUCAUCCUGGGAAUGGGAUAUCAAGCCAAUGUGGACAUUUGGUCUGUGGGCUGCAUUUUGGCAGAAAUGGUCCGUCACAAAAUCCUUUUUCCAGGGAGGGACUAUAUUGAUCAGUGGAACAAAGUCAUAGAGCAGCUGGGAACACCAUCCCAGGAGUUCCUGAUGAAACUCAACCAGUCUGUGCGGACCUACGUGGAGAACAGGCCACGGUACACCGGAUACAGCUUUGAGAAGCUGUUUCCCGACGUCCUGUUCCCUGCUGAUUCAGAACACAACAAACUGAAAGCGAGCCAGGCGCGGGACCUGCUGUCUAAAAUGCUGGUGAUAGAUGCAUCUAAACGAAUCUCUGUGGAUGAAGCUCUUCAGCACCCCUACAUUAAUGUGUGGUACGACCCAGCUGAAGUGGAAGCGCCACCUCCUCUGAUCACAGAUAAACAGCUCGAUGAGAGGGAACACACAGUGGAGGAGUGGAAAGAGCUGAUCUAUAAAGAAGUGCUGGACUGGGAAGAACGGAUGAAGAAUGGUGUCAUUCGAGGUCAGCCCUCUCCGCUAGGUGCAGCAGUGAUCAACGGUUCACCCCAGCCCUCCUCCUCCUCCUCUAUUAAUGACGUCUCCUCCAUGUCCACAGAGCCCACCGUGGCCUCGGACACGGACAGCAGCCUGGAGGCCUCUGCGGGACCCCUGAGUUGCUGCAGAUGACUAUCACCUUCCCCUGGAGUUUCUCUGUGUGUGGCAUGGUAUCAGAUUUAGGCCAGUCUAAUACAUUAUUUCGGGUCGGGUAUGGCUUUUUUGAGUUCUGCUCUAGAUGCUGUAAAUGACUAUACAAUUUUAUCUUUUUAGCAACAGCCCUAACAGGCUUAGCCAAUGAUAGUGAACUCCUUAACAAAACUCUUCUUUUAUAAGCUACAUUUAGAGUAUUUUGUCAUGUUGUCGUAGAGUGAUUUUGGAAGGUAAUCUGUAAAGAUUGAAUUGUGAAUAUAUUUUCUCAAAUUAAUUUAUUUUGAUUUUUUUUUUUUUUUUUUUUUUUCCCUGGUCAAUGUAUAAUUUUCUUGGUCACCUGGGAUAUGAAAAUCUUUAGAUUUUCAAUUUUAGUAUUUUAAAAUGGACAUAACGAUGUUGCACAAAUUGAUAUCAACAUAGUUAUUUAAGUACAUUUUGACAACUUGCCUGAGGUGGCUUUUUCUGGGUCAUGUUUUCCAUCUUUGUGCACAGCACAUUUUAUUUAAAUUUUGUACAGUUUCAUUUAGAUAUAAUAACUCACAACAUCAAAAAAAUAUUUUUAUAUGUACAUUGAUUUAUUUUAUCAGGCUGUUCUGUUUUUCAUGAAUACUUUGCUGCUGGUUAAUUUCCUGGUAGACUGUGAUAUGUGACGUGCUUGUGCAUAUGUCUCUGGUGUUCUAGUACUUGUUCUAGUCCUAGUUACCUAGAAUUUCAGCACCUUUUUAUUGUUUAAUUAUUUAAAUUCAUUUUACCCCUUCAAAAUCUGCAUAUAGAACAAGCAUUGCACUUAAUUACUGUCCUGUUCAGAAUAAUUGGCACCCUUGGUAAAUAAGAACAAAGAAGCCUGUGAGCCCUAACCUUUCAUUGAAGUAAAACAAUUGAAAAUGGGGGAAAAUCUCAUUAUGAAAUAAAUCUUUUUCUAUAAUACACAUUGGCCACAAUUAAUGGCAGCCUUUUAUUCCAUACUUUUUGCAACCUCCUAUUUCCAAGAUAACAGCUCUGAGUUGUCUCCUAUAAUGCCUCAUGAUUUUGGAGAACACCUGACAAGAGAUCAGAGACCAUUCCUUCAUACAGAAUCUCUCCGGAUCCUUCAGAUUCCAAAGUCAAUGUUGAUACUCUCCUUUUCAGUUUUCUGUACGGUUCAGGUCGGGGGACUGAAAUGGCCAUUGCAGAACCUUAAUUUUGUGUUCAGUGACCCAUUUUUGUGUUGAUUUUGAUGUUUGUUUUGGAUCAUUAAUGAAAGAUCCAACCACGGCCCAUUAUACGAUUUCUAGCAGAGCCUGUCAAGUUUUAACUUAUUAUUUGUUGGUAUUUGAUAAAAUGUCCAGGAUCUCCAGCAAAAAAUAGGCCCACAACAUUAAAGAUCCAGCAGUAUAUUUAAUCAUACGCAUGGGGUACUUCUAUAUUCCUGUGUGCACCAAACCCAUCUGGUGGGUUUGCUGCCAAAAAGCAAAUUUUUUAGUUUCAUCUGACCAUUGAAGCCGGUCCUGUUUGAAGUUCCAGUCGUGUCUGACAACUGAAAAUGCUGGAGUUUGUUUUUGAUGAGAGCAGAUGAUUUGUCUUGAAACCCUCCCAAACAACUUGUGGUGAUGUAGAUCCUGUUUGAUUUUGGCUCUUUGACCCUUAAGACUCAACUAUUUUUUGCAUUUCUCCAUCUGUGAUCCUUGGAGAGUCUUUGGCCACUCAAACUUUCCUCCUCAUCGCGCAUUAGAACGAUACAGACACACGUCCUCUUCCAGGCAGAUUCGUAACAUUUAAUGUUGAUUGGAACUUAAUUAUUGCCCUGAUGAUGGAAAUGGGGAUUUUCAAUGCUUUAGCUUUUUUUUUUUUUUUUUUUUUUUUUUUACAAUCACUUUCUAUUUUGUGAAGCUCAACAGUCUUUUGCUGCACAUCAGAACUAUAUUCUUUGGUUUUACUCAUUGUGAUGGAUGACUAAGGGAAUUUGGCCUUUGUGUUUUAUACUCCUGUGAAACAGGAAGUCAUGGCUGGAUAAUUUCAUGUUCCAAAUCACCCUAGGGGUGCCAAUAAUUGUGGCCAACAAGUAUUAGUGUGCCCUCAUUCAUUAGUUUUACUUCAAUCAAAGGUUAGAUUUUUUUUUUUUUUUUUUUAAAUGCUUUUCAAACAAUGGAGAUUUAUUUUCACAGCCUUCUUUGAUCAUAUUUACCAAGGAUGCCAAUAUUUCUGACCACAAAUGUAGCUGGGAUUGUAUCAAUAUUAGAUUUUGCAGUUUUUAUCUAAUAUUUUUACAGCCCAUAACAAGGUUUGUUCUGUGACUUUUUAGUCAGAAAUUCUCUGAGCUGGUAGAACAAAUGGUUUCUAAUUAUUUUAUUAUUAUUAUUUGGAACACCAACAAAAAAGUCUGCACUGGUUCAUUUCUAGCAUAUUCCAUUAGAGUUAUUAAGCUACUUAUUUUUGUAUAACAGUGAAAUGAACCAAAUUUGGAAAUAGUUUAACUCUAGAUUGUUUUUACGCUUAUUGCUUUUUGUUUUCCCCCAUCAGGUUGGAAGGUCUUUAAUGGCAUGUGAUGUGCUGUAAAUGAGCGGGACCUACUGAAUUGACCUACUGUAUGUACAGUAGGGUGAAUUCAGGGUGAUUGGGAAACUUUUUGCCAUUGAGAAUAAUUGGAAAAAGUUUCCCAAUCAACCUCAAUUCACCCUAUGUGAAUUGUAACUCGUGACAUUGAAUACUGUGGAGCGCCAUGCAUUAUUUGAUAAGAUUAAGAUAUAUCAGGGAAGUGGGUUUCUUUUACAUUUGCCUUUGAAUGUGAACAUGAGAGAGAACGUUGAAUAGGCCUGAAGUUGUAGAGUAAAAAGUGGGAAUCUGAAUGUUGUUGACCUGGGGUUUAGCCCAUUGGAUUUAUUUACCUGUGCACAGGGUAAAAAAAAAAAAACUAAAUAUUUUGCUAUUACUUUAUAUUAUGAUUAUUGUUAUUUUUUUUAAGUGCUCUUAACAGUGGCAAUGAUAUUAAGCCCUGCAUACUUGCAUGGGAAACCUGAACCUACUGUAACUGCAAAAAGCAAAAGCUUCUCAACAUGUGAUGUUUUAGGCAUGAAACACAAGAGCCGUUUGAAGGUCGAGUCUGAACUACCUCACACUGACACCAUACAGCUCACAUUUUACAAGUAUUACUGUAAACUUUAUUUUGUUUUAUUUAUUUAUUCAGAAGAAUAGGAGUGAACAAGUGUCUAUAUAGUUUGUAAGUGUGAACCUGUGAGAAUGUACUGUAUGUAUGUGUAUACAAUUCAACGAGUGCGUGUCCUCGUUUUAUCUAGACUGUUUUUUGUUUUCUUCAGCUUGUGUGCAGUAACUCUCAAAGCUGAACAAUGAACCAUCUUAUUUCAGACUCUAUUUAUUUCAGCAAAUGUUUGGAAGGAUUCUGUCCAUGUUUUGCUGUUUUGAGAAAAAGAAAAGAGAAUGAUAAAAAUGGAGAGGAAAAGUUUUCUUCCCCAGUCUCAACAGUGGGCGGUAUCUUGCAUGACCUGCUUAGCGUUUGAUUUUUAAGUCCAAAACACUGUACAAGAACCAUAAGAUCAUGGUGCUGGGUUUAUUAGACUUCACAAACUGAUGCAGUUGUUUUAUAUUAGGGUUAGCAGAUUACCACCUCAUUAGAAUGCACUGAACUUCAACUGUUAACAUCAUAAUAACUGGAAAAGUGGAAAUAAACAGUUGGAAAACGGU
Molecule: messenger RNA, 5258 nt
Organism: Ctenopharyngodon idella (grass carp)
Lineage: Eukaryota; Metazoa; Chordata; Actinopteri; Cypriniformes; Xenocyprididae
Gene: mapk8a
Product: mitogen-activated protein kinase 8a
Exons: 12
Coding region: 276-1559 (427 amino acids)
Biological process (GO): JNK cascade; protein phosphorylation
Cellular component (GO): cytoplasm; nucleus
Molecular function (GO): JUN kinase activity; ATP binding
Source: RefSeq, a predicted model, not a curated record